This is a messenger RNA of Meira miltonrushii, 615 nucleotides long. RefSeq names its product histone-fold-containing protein. NCBI's taxonomy places the organism in Eukaryota, Fungi, Basidiomycota, Exobasidiomycetes, Exobasidiales, Brachybasidiaceae. The coding region runs from base 168 to 512 and encodes 114 amino acids. Gene Ontology annotation, cellular component: negative cofactor 2 complex; nucleus. The record is from RefSeq and is a predicted model, not a curated record. Gene Ontology annotation, biological process: transcription by RNA polymerase II; negative regulation of transcription by RNA polymerase II; positive regulation of transcription by RNA polymerase II. The transcript has 3 exons. Gene Ontology annotation, molecular function: transcription coactivator activity; protein heterodimerization activity; core promoter sequence-specific DNA binding.
CUUCAUUUGACGCGCUCAAAUGUAUUGCUUUCAUCUCACCCUGUACACGUGCAAAAACAAUUCAAACACAAUCAACACUUGCAAUCCAUUCCCAUUGUCAUCUUACAGCUUGCCACCAUCAUCGUAUCUCUCUCCUAUUCAGGUAACUAGAGAUCUUCUAUAUCAAGAUGGGCCGAAAAUCUAACGUUUGCAAGUUCCCAGUCGCACGGAUCAAGAAGAUCAUGCAAGCUGAUGAGGAUGUAGGAAAAGUCGCACAAGCUACUCCUGUUGUUGUUUCCAAAUCACUCGAAUUGUUCAUGGCAAGCAUCUUGGAAGCCACUGUCAAAGAAGCCAGAGCUACCGGACAGAGAAAGCUCACACCAGCACAUUUCAAACGUGCGAUUCACAACAACGAAACAUUUGAUUUCUUAAAGGAUAUCGUCGAAGAGGUAAAAGAUGAAGGAGCUGAAGCUGGCUCAUCUGAACCGAAAGCAAAGAAGAGACGUACUGCAAAGACUGAAGAUAGCGAUUAAAGGCUUAUUCAUCUGUGUACUUUUAUCAUUCCUUGUAUCAAUUUGUGUACAAUAGAUUCUUGAUCGGUGACGUUGUUGAGUUGGAUGCAGUCAGUGGCUUUUG